AUGGCUCCAUGGCUCCCUCACCUUCGCAGCUCGCUCUCCAAAGGCCGCAGCGCCUGGCUCCCCAGCGGCGAAAGGCUGUCGAAGAUCGCGAUAAUCGACAUGCUCGCCCACAACUGGCAUCUCGGCUUCACCUCCUUCGGAGGCCCAACGGUCCAUUUCCAAAUCUUCCGCGAGCGCUUCGUCCAACAUUACCGCUGGGUAGACGAGCGGACGUACGAGGAGCUGUUCGCCUUGUGCCAGGCACUCAGCGGGCCGGCGAGCACGAAGAUGAUGUACGCAAUCAACGUGAUGAGAUAUGGUCUACCGACGGGCAUAGCAGCGUUCUUCGUCUGGAGCUUACCCAUGGCCAUCGCUGCCUGGGGGCUCGCGUUGGGGGUGAGCAGUAUUAAUAACCGACUCCCCGCGCCAGCAUAUGCCUUGCUCUCUGGACUCAACUCUGCUACAGUGGGUAUCAUUGCGUUGGCCGCGGUUCAGUUGAGUCACAAGGCGAUUACCGACACCAUCACACGCAUCCUCGUCUUCCUCGGCGCCAUAUGCGGUAUGCUGUACAAUGCUUUGUGGUUCUUCCCGGUCCUAAUGGCUGCUGGCGGUUUGACCACGAUUGUCUGGGACUAUAAGGUACUCCCGUCGAUAUGGAGAUUCGUCAGACGGAGGAAGCACGCAAGACCUGAUCCUCCGCGCGAAGAGCAAACCAUUGGUUUACCGACUUCAGAGGGCAUAUCAGCACCAACGCUGCACGCAAGGCCGGCUGCGCAGCCUCGCUCAGACACGUCACCGUCCCGCGCCAUCCUUACAGAAGACUACAAUCACAAUGAGGAGUCCUCACACCCUCAAGCCACCCGCUCAUGGAAGACCGGCUGUUUCAUCAUCGCCGCAUUCUUCUGCACCUUCCUCACCGUCAUGGUCUGUCGGGGCAUCUACAGCAGCCGCAACCGUGGAUUCGACGUCUUUGCCAAUCUCUACCUUGCAGGCACCAUCAUCUUCGGCGGAGGGCCUGUGGUUGUUCCCCUAUUGCGAGAAUACGUGGUAGCACCAGGCUGGGUAUCAUCCCGAGACUUCCUCCUCGGUCUCGCCAUCACGCAAGCCUUCCCGGGUCCCAACUUCAAUUUCGCCGUCUACCUUGGCGCGCUUGCCAUGCAAGGCUCCGGCAUCCCGCCAACCGCCGGCUCGAUCAUCGGGUUCAUUGCCAUUUUCCUGCCUGGAAUCUGGUUGCACACUGGCUUCAUCAGUCUCUGGUCGGUGAUGCGGAGGAUGCGAAUGGUGCGGGCAUGUUUGCGAGGCAUCCAUGCCGCCGCGGUCGGGCUCGUCUUCACAGCCGUGUAUCGACUGUUUGAAAUCGGAUACUUGGAUGCCGAUGUCCAGAAUGGAGGCAGCUUGAGUCGUGACCCGUGGUGGGUCGUCAUUGUCGCCACGAGUUUUGUGGGGGGAAGGUACUUUCACCUCGUCCCACCUUUGGCUGUAAUGCUGGGUGCUGUCAUGGGGUUGAUAUGGUAUGGCGUUACAUCUGCUUAA
Neohortaea acidophila is the source of this 1512-nucleotide messenger RNA. RefSeq names its product chromate transporter-domain-containing protein. Bases 1 to 1512 code for a protein of 503 amino acids. NCBI's taxonomy places the organism in Eukaryota, Fungi, Ascomycota, Dothideomycetes, Mycosphaerellales, Teratosphaeriaceae. Gene Ontology annotation, molecular function: chromate transmembrane transporter activity. Gene Ontology annotation, biological process: chromate transport. The transcript has a single exon. The record is from RefSeq and is a predicted model, not a curated record.